GCAUCCCAGCUUCUUCUUCGAAGCUUGAACAAUAGAAUAAAGGAAGCUCUGUUCAAAACUAAGUUUAUACGAUCGAAACAAAGAGAGCGAGAGACAGAGAGAGAUCGAAACGCAAUAGUUUUCGAUAUGGCUCGCUCGUUCGGAGCAAACGGCACUGUUGUGCUGGCGAUCAUCUUCUUCGGAUGUUUAUUUGCGUUUUCCACUGCCAAAGAAGAGGCCACGAAGCUGGGAUCAGUUAUAGGGAUUGAUCUUGGUACAACUUACUCUUGUGUUGGUGUUUACAAGAAUGGUCACGUUGAAAUUAUUGCCAACGACCAAGGAAACCGUAUUACUCCUUCCUGGGUUGGUUUUACUGACUCUGAGAGGCUCAUUGGUGAGGCUGCUAAGAAUCAAGCGGCUGUUAACCCUGAGAGGACUAUCUUCGACGUCAAGAGAUUGAUCGGGCGAAAAUUUGAGGACAAGGAGGUUCAAAAGGACAGGAAACUUGUACCUUACCAGAUUGUGAACAAGGAUGGUAAGCCAUACAUUCAAGUCAAGAUCAAGGAUGGUGAGACUAAGGUUUUCAGUCCUGAGGAGAUCAGUGCUAUGAUUCUGACUAAGAUGAAGGAGACAGCCGAAGCUUACCUUGGAAAGAAAAUCAAGGACGCUGUUGUCACCGUUCCAGCUUACUUCAACGAUGCCCAAAGGCAGGCUACCAAGGAUGCUGGUGUUAUUGCUGGGCUUAAUGUUGCUAGAAUCAUCAACGAACCUACUGCUGCUGCUAUUGCCUAUGGUCUGGAUAAAAAGGGUGGUGAGAAGAACAUCCUUGUCUUUGAUCUUGGUGGUGGUACUUUUGAUGUCAGUGUAUUGACCAUUGAUAACGGAGUGUUCGAGGUUCUCUCAACAAAUGGUGACACUCACUUGGGAGGUGAGGACUUUGACCACAGGAUCAUGGAGUACUUUAUCAAGUUGAUCAAGAAGAAGCACCAAAAGGACAUCAGCAAGGACAACAAGGCUCUUGGUAAGCUCCGAAGGGAAUGUGAGAGGGCAAAGAGAGCUCUUAGUAGCCAGCACCAAGUUCGUGUUGAGAUUGAGUCACUCUUUGAUGGUGUUGAUUUCUCUGAGCCACUCACCAGAGCUCGUUUCGAGGAGCUGAACAAUGACUUGUUCAGGAAGACCAUGGGACCUGUGAAGAAGGCCAUGGACGAUGCUGGUCUACAGAAGAGCCAGAUCGAUGAGAUUGUCCUUGUUGGUGGAAGCACCAGGAUCCCAAAGGUUCAGCAACUAUUGAAGGACUUCUUUGAAGGUAAAGAGCCAAACAAGGGUGUGAACCCCGACGAGGCUGUUGCUUAUGGUGCUGCUGUUCAGGGUGGUAUUUUGAGCGGAGAAGGCGGUGAUGAGACCAAAGAUAUUUUCGAAGUGGACGCCAACGGUAUUCUUAACGUUAAGGCAGAGGACAAAGCGAGUGGUAAAUCAGAGAAGAUUACAAUCACAAACGAGAAGGGUCGUUUGAGCCAAGAAGAGAUUGACCGGAUGGUGAAGGAGGCUGAGGAGUUUGCAGAGGAGGACAAGAAGGUGAAGGAGAGAAUUGACGCCAGAAAUGCCUUGGAGACAUACGUGUACAACAUGAAGAACCAAGUGAAUGACAAGGACAAGCUUGCAGAUAAAUUGGAAGGUGAUGAGAAGGAGAAGAUCGAAGCAGCAACCAAGGAAGCCUUGGAGUGGCUCGAUGAGAACCAAAACUCAGAGAAAGAAGAGUACGAUGAGAAGCUCAAGGAGGUAGAAGCAGUGUGUAACCCAAUCAUCACUGCUGUUUACCAGAGAUCCGGAGGAGCACCAGGUGCCGGAGGAGAACCAACGGCAGAGGAUGAUGAUGAGUCUCACGAUGAGCUCUAGAUGUCUUCUUUUUAUCAUUGAUUUGUUAAAAAUACCCAUUAGAGACAAGUUUUGAGGGGGAAAGAAAAGAAGUCUGUUUUUGGUUUUGUGUUUUAGGAAAAGGGGAGAGAUUAAGUAGCGUCUCUUCUUUAGUCUCCCCAGACGUUCUCUUUAUGUUCAUCUGAUACUUUUACUUCUUCAUAACAAAUACUUCUUUUUUCUUUUCA
Molecule: messenger RNA, 2081 nt
Organism: Capsella rubella
Lineage: Eukaryota; Viridiplantae; Streptophyta; Magnoliopsida; Brassicales; Brassicaceae
Product: mediator of RNA polymerase II transcription subunit 37f
Exons: 6
Coding region: 127-1875 (582 amino acids)
Biological process (GO): endoplasmic reticulum unfolded protein response; protein refolding; cellular response to unfolded protein
Cellular component (GO): endoplasmic reticulum lumen; cytoplasm; endoplasmic reticulum chaperone complex
Molecular function (GO): ATP binding; ATP hydrolysis activity; ATP-dependent protein folding chaperone
Source: RefSeq, a predicted model, not a curated record